AUGAUGAAAGCCCUAAUGCCGGUCAUCAUGGCCAGCAUUUUAGGAAUCUAUGGCCUUGUAAUUGGCGUUCUUAUAAAUGGAAGCAUAUCUUCAGAUGGCACGUAUGAAUUCUACAGCGCCUCCCUCCAUUUCGCGGCAGGUCUUUGUGUUGGCAUUGGGUCUCUUUCUGCAGGCUAUGUAAUCGGAGAUAUCGGAAACAUCGGCGCAUAUGCAUUUGUUAACAAUCCAAAACUCUUUAUCAUGUUCGUCUUUUUGCUUAUUUUUGCCGAGAUUUUGGGUCUUUACGGGCUUAUAAUGGCGAUAGUUUUAUUUACAUAUUCAAACUCUAAAUAA
Messenger RNA from Mitosporidium daphniae, 333 nucleotides. Its product is annotated as putative V-type proton ATPase proteolipid subunit 2. Gene Ontology annotation, biological process: proton transmembrane transport. NCBI's taxonomy places the organism in Eukaryota, Fungi, Microsporidia. Bases 1 to 333 code for a protein of 110 amino acids. Gene Ontology annotation, cellular component: proton-transporting V-type ATPase, V0 domain. Gene Ontology annotation, molecular function: proton-transporting ATPase activity, rotational mechanism. The record is from RefSeq and is a predicted model, not a curated record. The transcript has a single exon.